Coffea eugenioides is the source of this 1002-nucleotide messenger RNA. RefSeq names its product ADP-ribosylation factor-like protein 8a. The coding region runs from base 199 to 753 and encodes 184 amino acids. Gene Ontology annotation, molecular function: GTP binding; GTPase activity. Gene Ontology annotation, biological process: protein transport. The transcript has 6 exons. The record is from RefSeq and is a predicted model, not a curated record. NCBI's taxonomy places the organism in Eukaryota, Viridiplantae, Streptophyta, Magnoliopsida, Gentianales, Rubiaceae.
UCGCAAUGUAGAACAUAAAACGAUAAACAGAGAAGGGAAAGGAGAGAAGUUGAAAGAAGACAGAGGGAGAGAAGAUUGUGGUUUGAGAUCUCUCUGUCUUCUGUUUGUUAGAGCCUAAAACCGAGAUUUUGACAGAUCUCUUUCUAUCUAUUUCUCUUUCCGUCCCUCUCGUUGUCGGGUCUUCGCAUCUUCUGCAAUAUGGGUCUCUGGGAAGCUUUUCUCAAUUGGCUCCGAAGUCUCUUUUUCAAGCAGGAAAUGGAGCUUUCUCUGAUAGGGCUUCAAAAUGCUGGAAAAACUUCACUUGUAAAUGUUAUAGCUACUGGUGGAUAUAGUGAAGACAUGAUCCCUACGGUUGGAUUUAAUAUGCGGAAGGUCACCAAGGGGAAUGUUACAAUAAAGUUGUGGGAUCUUGGAGGUCAACCUAGAUUCCGGAGCAUGUGGGAACGAUACUGCCGUGCAGUUUCUGCCAUUGUGUAUGUUGUUGAUGCUGCUGAUCAUGAAAAUAUCAGCAUAUCUAGAAGUGAAUUGCACGAUUUGCUGAGUAAACCAUCACUUGGUGGGAUACCAUUGUUGGUCUUGGGUAACAAGAUUGACAAGCCUGGAGCCCUUACAAAGCCUGCUUUGACUGAUCAGAUGGGUUUAAAAUCUAUUACUGAUCGUGAGGUAUGCUGCUUCAUGAUAUCAUGCAAAAACUCAACCAACAUCGACUCUGUCAUUGAUUGGCUUGUUAAGCAUUCUAAAUCAAAGAGCUAAACACGAGACUCUUGUAUUCUGAAUUAUUAUAUGUGGUCAGAAGUUGUGAGGAUAGACCCGGUUUGGGUUGGUUUUUGGUUAGAUCUGGUAAUUGAAGUUCUCUGUUGAUUUUUUCUUGUCCUGCAUAACCCAAAUGAUGUGUAUUGCAAAGUAAAUAGUUUUGGCAAUUGAGUGAAUGAGCUGUUACUUGUGGUUUUUGGUGGACAUAUGUCCAUCUCACUAUGUUAAGAGCUUGCGUUUCUGUGUCAA